AUGGGUGAAGAAGAUGUUGAAGCUUCUGUAAAUGCGAGGAAUAUGACAAAUCUUCAGGACAACUUAAUUGUACCUCACUCAGGAAGGUCAAAUUUAGCUGCUUCAAUUGUGAUUGAUGACUUGAGGUGUAAUGUUGACAAGAGUCCUAAUGAAAUUAGAAAGGACUUGUAUAAAGAAUAUGGAGUGCAAUUGAACUAUACUCAAGCAUAUAGGGUUAGGAAGAGAGCACUAAUGGAAUUACAUGGUCGAGUAGAAGAUUCUUAUAAGGUAAUCCCUUGGAUGUGUGAGAGACUAAUGGAAACUAAUCCUGACACAGUUGCAAGAUGGGAAGGCUUAGAUAGCAACCGAUUUGAGAGGCUAUUCAUUGCAUAUGGAUGCUCAAUUAAAGGCUUUGUGAAAGGUUGCAGACCAAUUAUUUAUAUAGAUGGAUGUCAUUUGAGUGGUCCUGACAAAGGAACUUUAUUAUCAGCUUGUGCAUUUGAUACAGACAAUGAGUUGUUUCCUUUAGCAUAUGGUAUUGUUAGCGGAGAAACAAAUGAUGAAUGGACUUGGUAUCUACAGAAUCUGAAAGAGAUAACCAGAUCAGCACAAGUGACAAUUGUCUUAGAUCAGAGUAAUGCUAUUAUCGGUGCUGUCAUGAUAGUAUUUGAUGGUGACAGACAUGCUUUUUGCUAUCGACAUGUGAAAGAAAAUUAUAGUGCGCAGUAUGUGAAAAUCAAUAGAGGUGUGAGACGGGCCUUAGAAAAUAACAAGGAGAAUGCACUUAAUUUACUUGAUGGAAUUGCAUAUGCAAGGCAUGAUAAUGAGUUUAAUGUUGCAAUGGGAAAUUUAAGAUUGUUUUGUCCUUAA
This is a messenger RNA of Neltuma alba, 849 nucleotides long. RefSeq lists its product as uncharacterized. The record is from RefSeq and is a predicted model, not a curated record. The transcript has 2 exons. Lineage: Eukaryota; Viridiplantae; Streptophyta; Magnoliopsida; Fabales; Fabaceae. Bases 1 to 849 code for a protein of 282 amino acids.